Messenger RNA from Aaosphaeria arxii CBS 175.79, 4543 nucleotides. RefSeq names its product ankyrin. Gene Ontology annotation, molecular function: protein binding; protein kinase activity; ATP binding. The transcript is spliced from 5 exons. Bases 419 to 4543 code for a protein of 1374 amino acids. The record is from RefSeq and is a predicted model, not a curated record. Gene Ontology annotation, biological process: protein phosphorylation. Lineage: Eukaryota; Fungi; Ascomycota; Dothideomycetes; Pleosporales.
CUCGUCUCGGAAAACGCCAGGAUACUCCAUUGGGACGGGCCCAGACCAUGAUGCGAAUAUUAUUAUUUCUCGAGAAACAAGACAUCAUAGGUCAGUUACCUUGACCGGACGAAUCUUUCGUAUCACCUCCAAGGGCUGGGGCUAUGAACGAUAGGCCGGGCCUAUGGUUUGCUUCUUUUUGGAAUCCCGGAAUAGUGUUCUUGCACUCAGCCACUAUCGACAGUGUCGCAAGACCUUCCCCUACUGAGACUGGCGUUACAUGUAAUGUUCGAGGGCAUCAGGCUCUACUGUGUCAAGAAUGACGCGUAUCGCUGGUCGUGCAGAUAUUUUGUAUAAAACCAGGCCCCAUCCCAAUGUUGGUCGAAGUUGAAGAGAAACAGUUGUUGGCAUCGCUUUGGGUGCUUUUCAAAAUAACAUCAUGGAUGACACCGCUGCUUCAAUUACAGCUACGGCGCCCUCGAGGGUGGACGAUGGCGAGAUGGUUCUUGCGCAUCGCCCCUUCGAUAUCCUCGCAUUUCUAGCUCUAGCAUUUCGUAGGAUGGACGAUAUAGCAAAAGAUGCGUUACAACAGUAUCUGUCGAGGAUCUUCUUGGAUGAUGAACUUCUCUCGUACGCCAGUAGCGGAGGGUCGGGGGGCUCCUUCUCCGUCAGUGUCAUCAGAUCGAAAGACAUCGAGGACAUACAAAUCCGGAAGCAACAACAAGGUUCCAGAGGUAUACUACCAGAGUCAGUCGCAGUAAGAGUUGCGAAGUUAGCCGAAUCAGUUGAGCUUCGUCAGACUCAAAAGAUGCUUUAUUCCAUGGCUAAAGAAAUCGCAGUUCUAACGAACGACGACAUACGAGCAUGUAAUAAUAUCGUUCGACUGCUUGGAGCAUGCUGGAGCUACUCGAAUCCGGAGAAGUCAGUACUUCUUCCUGUGCUUGUCUAUGAAGCCGCGCCCCUCGGUGAUCUUGAUAAGUUUCUGGACUCACAUAAAAGACUUCCCCUUGGCCACCAGUUGCAGCUAUGCAUUGAUAUAGCAACGGGCGUUGAGAAGCUCCAUCGGGUGGGCGUUGUGCACUGCGACAUCAAGCCAAAGAACAUCCUGGUGUUUCCCACCAAUGAUGUACAACGCCCAUACCGAGCGAAAAUUGCGGACUUCGGGUGUGCAAUUUUGCUUGACGACGUAGACUCGUCAAGUAUCCCGCCACAGGGAACGAGAUUCUGGAAUCCACCUGAGCAGCUGGACUUGAAAAACGUCGCAAAGGAAGACCUGCACAAGAUCGACGUAUUCUCUCUAGGUCUAGUUCUCCUGGGAAUAUUGACGUCGGAUCAGUCAACGCGUGCGCUGACUUACAUCCAAAGUCAGAAGAGCAAUGGCCCCCCAGUUGCGAACACGUCCAUGGGACUCGAUUAUUUCAAACGAUGGGGGAGUCUUUCGUUGAGCGCCGUCAUGAUUCUGGAAAGAUUCUCCAACCUCACCGUCACGCAGCGAUCUUCAGUCAAAGAACCUGGGACGUCUUACUUUCCACCCCACUUACUUGAUGACGAAACAUUGACAAACUAUUCGACAAGGUGGAAUGAGCAAGCGGCCUCGAUCGUGUUUCAGGCACUGCAAGGAGAUAUAUCGAGGAGAAGUGUUUCGGUACGCAAGAUCGUAUGUGUGCUAGAAGGCAUCAAUACAUCUGUGGAAAUACACGGGCAGCGGGAUCACAUUCGUGUAGACCUUGGCCAAGUAGUUUCAUCCGAGAGUACCACCGUGCAGACUACGUUUGUUAUGGAGGUAACAAUGGCAAGAGCAUGGCCGUUCAUAGUGAAAGAAGAUUCUCAAUACGUCGCGUUACCCCAAAGCUUCCCGUGGAAUCUCAGUCGUCGCAUGAAUCAGGACUAUACUCUUCCUAGAAUACGAGUCGCCUCAUCAGCAUUGAAAGAGACGGAUUGGGAGGACUUCAUAUUCGGGGCUUCGUGGGACGACCUCGUAUGCGGUACUUCGAGAGACAACAAACAGUAUGUUCAGUUGACCCUGCAGAGGCAUAUUGACGACGUUGUGAAGUUAACGAAUUAUCUGGCGAACAUGACCAUCCUUCCUGGGCCACUUCUAGACUACGUGAUGCGUAGUCUGGGUGAGGUGUCGGACGACAUUCGCGAGCCUAUGGAAAGGAGGACCAUCGCAGCCUACGAAUUAGCACUUGGUCUUAUUGCCUUUGUUAUCGUUGAAGACGACGACGAGGAGCAGAGCGAAGAAGUUUCCCGUGCCCUCCAGCUGUUAAAGUUUGCGGUACAGAAUGGCCACGAGGAAGCACAGUGGACAGUGGGCUGGAUGUACACGACGUUCAACCAGCAAUAUCCCGAUGACGAUACUGAAUGGCUUGUUAAUGGCAUGAUCUCUGGCAGCCGUAUAGCGUCGCGAAGACUCCAAGUCGUCAAUCCAGAGCGCUUCGAUCAAACUCGUCAGAUCAUCUGUGACGAAUAUCAAGGGAUUGGGAAAGGAUGGCACAUCGAACCGGAAUGGCUCGUCGACAAUGCUCAAUGGUUCGGCCAACCGAUACCCGAUAGUAACCAUAUUGUGCUCGCUGCUUCGGCGGGCGACCUAGAUCGCGUCAAGGACCUCAUCGCAAAUGGCUGCGAUAUCGAUUCGCGUGAUGGCAUGCAGGAAACCCCUCUAAUUGCUGCAUGCAGAGCCGGACAAUACAAAAUGGUAGUAUGCCUCGUGGCAGCCGGUGCCGACGUUACACUCGUAUCAAAGGAGAACAUAUCUGCCUUGCAUUUCCUCAGUAGUUUCAAUCAUCAGGAUAUCCCAUUCAUUGGCUUGCUACUUCGCGCACUUGGGUGUCCCCUCGAGUCCCAUUCGACGGGACAUACCAACUUGAACAAUGGAUAUACCGGAGCAGAUAGAUUUUACGGAAUCUGCGACGGCACACCUCUCUUGUGGGCCGUCGCUGCAGGCUGUCUCCCUGCUGUAAAAGUACUGUUGGGACUUGGAGCAGAUCCUUUCGAUGUUGCAGGGGGCGCGAAGGAUUUGCAACACAGUCCUGUGAAUUGGGCCUCCCAGAUGCACCAGAUAGAGAUCUUGGAGCUAUUACUGGACACUGAAUAUGCCGACCUGUCGCUACUCAACACCAGUUUCCGCAUGAACAAUGUUGGAAAUCCCGUACAUGCGUUACCGUUAGCACCGGCCGCUAGCUAUUCCGGAGGACUGGUGUUCUAUCGUAUACAAUUGCACAAUAACAAGCAUCGAGAGAACUGCCGGCGAACGAUAGAGCUCCUCCUUUCAAAAGGCGCCGAUCCGCAACGUGUCAAUAGUAGAAACAUGACAGCCUUCCACUAUGCAGGUACACUUGGUCAACCAUAUGCUCUACAUGCCUUGUUCGGAUGGCAAGGAUCUACCCUAAGACCAGAUAUCAAACAAUGGACUGGGAUAUUGAUCAAUGCGGCAGCCCACAACAGUAAGCAUCUCUUCAACGAGCUACUCAAAGUUGAUGUACAAACGAAUGAGGAAUACUCGUGGCCCAUGAUCAUCUCCGAGCUAGCAGGGCAAGUCGAUGCCAAAUACUAUCUCAACGCCUUGAUCACCCAUCACGAAGCUCUCUGCACAACAGCAAUCGAUCUUUCUCAAGCGUUCGAGAAUGCACUGAUCAACAACCAUUUCGAUAAUGCGAGGAUCAUAUUCGAAAGGGCGAGCAGGUGCGAUAUCGUGGCCACUCGCCACGAUUCGACAACUGGUUCCUCACAGACGCUGCUUGGUAGAUUGAUGCGCAGAGCACUUUUGUACCCAUCUAAUCUUGCCCAGGUCAAGGCUUUUCUCAAACUCACCGGCGGACGUGAUGUUCUCUUCGCCUCUUGUUGGAAUACGGACGCCGGUGAAUAUAAUGCGCUGCAGGUAGCUGUGGCGUACACACCUCAUGGAAAGACAAGGACAAUCACAACGGGCCUGCUCGAGACCAUACUGGCAUACUUCAAACAUCCGGUGAAACACCUCAAUACGACUCAGGGGGAGAAGAAGAAAUCACUUCUCCACCUGGCCGUCCGUUUCGGUAAUGCUCAGGCGGUAGAGAUGCUACUGAAUCUAGACGGACUCGACUUGAGUGUCCGUGACACAGAGGGAGGGACCGCGUUUGAUCGGGCGCUGAACAGAUUACAAGAUACCUCGCGAGAAAAGGAAUUGGCUUUGUGGGAAGUUCCGGAGAGCGAGCUCGAGAAGGCCAGAGAGGAUUGGGACGACCAUACGAGAACGAUAAUCCUCGUCAUGGAAGCGAAGGGGGCUUCCAUGUUUUCAACCUAUUCUCAUGUCUUCAAGCGAUUGACUACGGACAGAGUGCGUCGCUGGAUGGUCUUUCCAGACGAUGGGAGGAUUGAGGUAACAGACUUCAGUGUAUCCAAUUUCGAGAGGGGACCGCUGCUUGACAGGUGUGCCGCACUUCCUAUUGGACGCUGCUUCUACCUAUGUGUUUAUCAGGAUCCUAGUUCGUUGUCCAUGUUUGCUGGCGCAAUCACUGAUCCAAAUGAUCCCGAUGCACUUCGCCUUAGUGACAUUUUGCCUGCAAUGCAAGAGGGAGGAACAUAG